Messenger RNA from Exophiala aquamarina CBS 119918, 1056 nucleotides. RefSeq names its product peptide chain release factor 1. The record is from RefSeq and is a predicted model, not a curated record. The transcript has 2 exons. Lineage: Eukaryota; Fungi; Ascomycota; Eurotiomycetes; Chaetothyriales; Herpotrichiellaceae. Gene Ontology annotation, molecular function: translation release factor activity. The coding region runs from base 1 to 1056 and encodes 351 amino acids. Gene Ontology annotation, biological process: translational termination.
AUGGGAUCAUGCGCAUCAUGUAAGAAGAAAUCCCUGGAUGAGCUCCAAGGGCUCCUGCAAGACCCAUCAUCAGAUGCGGAAAUCCGCAGCCUCGCACGGGCAGACAUCGAAGCGACGACCGCCUCGAUCCCAUCACUGGCACUACAGCUCAAAAACUCACUCAUCCCUACCCAUCCAUUCGCCGGCAUGCCGUGUUUGAUCGAGCUCCACCCUGGGGCGGGAGGGAGCGAAGCGUCCCUGUUUGCACAGUCGCUGCUCGAGAUGUACAAGUCCUUCUGCGCGCGCAUGGGCUGGCCAGCAAGUCUCGCACAGUACCAGUCAGACGGCGCUGAGGGGGAGACAGCGCUGUCCGAAGCGCUCCUCGAGAUCAACCACCCAGGAAGCUACGAUAUUCUCCGCACCGAGGCCGGCGUGCACCGCGUGCAGCGCGUUCCUGCCACUGAGAAGAAAGGGCGCACGCACACCUCUGCCGUGUCGGUCCUUGUGCUGCCCAGCCUGCCCGAGUCAGGAGCUGAGAACGAUCUGAACUACGAAGACCCGAACUCCGACUACUACGUCUCUGUGACCGAAGUGCGCUCGGAGACGAUGCGGGCGCGGGGCGCGGGCGGGCAGCACGUCAACAAGACGGACUCGGCGGUGCGGCUGACGCACAUGCCGACGGGCAUCGUGGUCGCGAUGCAGGAGUCGCGGUCGCAGCACAAGAACCGUGAGAAGGCGUGGCAGGUGCUACGUUCGAAGCUGGCGCAGAAACGCCGUGAGGAGCGCGAGGCCAAGGUCAUCGCUGUGCGCCGUGCCGUCAUGGGGGGCGUCGGGAAAAUGGGCCGCGAGGAUAAAGUGCGCACUUACAAUUUCUCCCAGAACCGCGUCACCGACCAUCGCAGUGGGAAGGAGACCCUGGAUCUUGACGGUGUGCUGGGUGGUGGGCUUGCGCUGGAGGGAAUCAUGGACAGCGUUAGGGAGUGGAUGGGUGAGAAUGAGAUUAAGGGCCUUCUGGCAGAGGAGGAGUUGAAGAGGAGGGAGCAGGAGGAGGAAAAGAAGAACAGCACAGGGAAUUAA